Leptosia nina is the source of this 1227-nucleotide messenger RNA. NCBI's taxonomy places the organism in Eukaryota, Metazoa, Arthropoda, Insecta, Lepidoptera, Pieridae. The record is from the annotation of a GenBank genome assembly.
AUGUCGAAGAAUGGCGAAGUGCCGUCAAAUCAAGGACCUAGUAGACCUUCUAUGCCGAAACCAGAUUUAAAUCUAUUUCCCACCGAAAAACGUAAAAUUUUAAACCUUCAAAUUGGAGGGCCAUCUAAUGAGAACGCUGCUUUUAUGCCAUUUACCUCCACGACAGCUCAAAGAACGCGGAUGCCGUCAAGAACCAUCAGGGAUGUGCUUCCUGAAACUGCAAGAGAUAGGUGUAGGAUAUACCCUUCAAUGCAAUCAUCAGGUAAGCUUCAAUUAUCUGCAACAGAAGUGUAUGACUUCACUUCUGAUGAUCUUCAGGACCUUGGUGAAAUUGGUAGAGGGGCAUUUGGGGCAGUUAACAAAAUGGUACACAGAAAGUCAAAUAAAGUGAUGGCUGUAAAGAGAAUUCGCUCAACUGUUGAUGAAAAAGAACAAAAGCAGUUGUUAAUGGAUCUUGAAGUUGUUAUGAAGAGUAAUGAGUGUCCCUGUAUUGUACAGUUCUAUGGGGCACUUUUUAAGGAAGGUGAUUGUUGGAUUUGUAUGGAAUUAAUGGACACCUCUUUAGAUAAAUUUUACAAGUUUAUCUGUGAAAGAAUGCAAACACGUAUACCUGAAACUAUAUUGGCAAAAAUAACACUGGCCACAGUGAAAGCAUUAAAUUAUUUAAAAGAAAAAUUAAAAAUUAUUCACAGGGAUGUCAAACCAUCGAACAUUCUAUUAGAUAGAAGGGGCAAUAUAAAAUUGUGUGACUUUGGAAUAUCUGGUAAAUUGGUGGAUUCAAUUGCGCGAACUCGCGAUGCUGGAUGUAGGCCUUAUAUGGCACCUGAAAGAAUAGAUCCGGGCCGAGCACGCGGAUAUGAUGUCAGGUCAGACGUAUGGUCACUGGGAAUCACCUUGAUGGAGGUGGCAACAGGUGCAUUUCCAUAUCCAAGAUGGGGAUCUGUGUUUGAACAACUCCAACAAGUUGUGCAGGGAGAUCCACCACGUCUCACAAAUAAAAACAACUCAUUUUCAAAUAACUUCAUCAACUUUGUUAAUACUUGUUUAAUAAAGGAAGAAACGCAGAGACCAAAAUAUAACCGUUUAUUGGAACACCAGUUUAUUAAGGGUAUUGAUCAGAGUCGGGCAGAUGUAGCUGCAUAUGUGUGUGAAAUUCUUGAUGCAAUGGAAAGAAAUGGAGUAAGCCCCUUCACAACUGAUCAACCAGCCCAAGCAUGGGUUGAAUAA